ACUCGAUCUCUUGCCUAUGGACGACGGCGGUCCUCUCUCUCCAAAGGCAAAUGCUUUCAGUAUUGCCUCUCUGAUUUCGGCUGCAGAGCAAGCAGGAAACGUAGCGUUUGAGCAGCAGAGCGCCGGCCUGGACAAGUCAGACCUGCGCAGCCACAGUUCCUUUAAAAUGCACUACAGCACUGUCACCCGGGAAAUGGAAGCCAUAUCCAGUCCGUGGCUGACGCAGCUGUCCCAUUUUUGCGAUGUUGCAGCCUUCACGACGAGCAGCCUGAGCAGCCUGAACACGCCGGGGGGCUACCACCUCUCCCCGUCCCCCGGGGACCCCUACAGCCAGCAUGAGCCCCACUUCGAGCCCUGCCCGGCCGCCCAGCACAACUACAACUACCCGGGGUCUAACCCGGGCCAGGCUCCGUCGAGCGACGGUGGCGGGACUCCCAACUGCUCGUCCUCGUCCGCCAACUCCACGCCGAACGGGAAGACUAUAGUGAAGAAGAACCCCAAAGUGGCCAACAUUAACGUGCAGCUGGAGAUGAAAGCUUUAUGGGACGAGUUUAACCAGCUGGGCACGGAGAUGAUCGUCACCAAGGCUGGCAGGAGAAUGUUUCCAACUUUCCAAGUGAAAAUAUUUGGGAUGGAUCCCAUGGCAGACUACAUGCUCCUGAUGGACUUUCUGCCUGUAGACGACAAACGUUAUAGGUAUGCCUUCCACAGCUCAUCGUGGCUGGUUGCCGGUAAAGCUGACCCCGCCACACCGGGCAGGGUCCACUACCACCCGGACUCUCCGGCCAAAGGCGCGCAGUGGAUGAAGCAGAUUGUCUCUUUUGAUAAACUUAAACUCACCAACAACCUACUGGAUGACAACGGCCAUAUCAUUCUGAACUCCAUGCACCGCUACCAGCCCAGGUUUCAUGUGGUUUAUGUGGACCCCCGCAAGGACAGCGAGAAAUAUGCAGAGGAAAAUUACAAAACCUUUGUUUUUGAGGAAACCCGCUUCACGGCGGUCACAGCGUACCAGAACCACCGGAUCACGCAGCUGAAGAUAGCCAGCAAUCCCUUCGCAAAGGGCUUCAGAGACUGUGAUCCAGAGGACUGGCCCAGGAAUCACAGGCCAGGCUCCCUGCCAAUAAUGAGUGCCUUUGCAAGAACAAGAAACCCAAUGUCAUCUCCUCCUCAGCAGAACGGCACAGAAAAAGAAGAUGGUAGGCGGGAGUACGAGCGAGACCCCAGCGGCACGCCCAUACACGCCGACCCGGCUCACCAACUGAUGUCCCGGGUCCUCAGCCCCGCCUUGCCCGUCCCAGGAGGCCUUCACGGCGUCUCACUCACCAGUGGCCGACCCAGCCCUCCCCACGACCUUCGCCCAGACCCCCACGGUCUACCCCCGGACACCCUGCACCACCACCCUUACAAGUACCCCACCACCUAUGAACACUACCUGGGAGCCAAGACCAGGCCGUCGCCCUAUCAAUUACCCAGCAUCAGGGGACACACGUACCACCACCACAUGAACCCAGCCACAGCUAACAUGUACUCAGCCACCAGUGGCCCCUCUAACUAUGACUACGGGCCCAGAUAAUGACUGCUGUCCACCAGAGCUAACGGCGCUCACUGUGGAAAUGGAAACAGGCAGGAAAGGCAACACAGUCCUGUCUAUUGAUGGCUUACGCAACCUGCAGGGUGCGUUCACGGGCUGAAACUCUGCUGGAUAAACCCUGCCGUAUUUAUUUAAAGGAAAUGCAUCUUUGCGUGAAGCUCGGGCACCUGCUCCGAGUCCUUGAAGAGGUCUGCUUUGACCUUUGAACCCAAAAGGCAAUAGUUCCACACCGGGGCACCUCUUACCUGAGCGGUGCAGACAUUGAGCCAGCAAACAGAGGAGACAGGAGGGACCUCUCCGUAACUCAGACAAUUCCUUUGAUCACAGACUGGAAAUGAAUUCUUUUUUUUGUGUUGGAUGCACUUUUUUUGAUUUGCCUUGUUUUUAUUGCUUUAAAAAAAGCCAUAUGUUAUAUAGUCAAUCAACCUUCUAGGUAGACGAGAUGUUUGCAUGUUGAGCUCAUCAGAGAGGGUGUCCAAACACACCCAAAUGUUUUUGUUUGAGGAAAAAAAAAAAAAGAUUUGAUAUUUGAAACGUUCUGAACAUCUUGAGCCGCUCUGAGAAGCUUGUACCAUGGCACUGAC
Molecule: messenger RNA, 2178 nt
Organism: Anoplopoma fimbria (sablefish)
Lineage: Eukaryota; Metazoa; Chordata; Actinopteri; Perciformes; Anoplopomatidae
Gene: tbx1
Product: T-box transcription factor 1
Exons: 8
Coding region: 17-1576 (519 amino acids)
Biological process (GO): regulation of transcription by RNA polymerase II; cell fate specification; positive regulation of DNA-templated transcription
Cellular component (GO): nucleus
Molecular function (GO): RNA polymerase II cis-regulatory region sequence-specific DNA binding; DNA-binding transcription factor activity, RNA polymerase II-specific
Source: RefSeq, a predicted model, not a curated record